Molecule: messenger RNA, 543 nt
Organism: Melampsora larici-populina 98AG31
Lineage: Eukaryota; Fungi; Basidiomycota; Pucciniomycetes; Pucciniales; Melampsoraceae
Exons: 4
Coding region: 1-543 (180 amino acids)
Source: RefSeq, a predicted model, not a curated record
AUGCCAGGUUUCUUCAAUCUUUCUUCGGUCUUGUUUUUCUUGAUCACUAUGAUUGUUUCGAUUGCACCUCUCGAGGCUAAGCCUAUGACUUCAAUGGGCAAUUCUCACAAGCAAGCUCGAAAUCAUUUAGAGACCAGAGCCACGGCCACCACUCUGCACGCUACUGGCCAUUAUCUUGGAAAAAAACCUACCCAGAGUUGGAUCUCCGCGAAUCCAGCUGGGAAAUCGAGUAGUGAUAUCCAAGCUGCUGAAUGUGCUUAUAAUUUGAGGCUCGGUACUCAAGUCUUCGCCUAUUUUGAGAUCGAUUCUACCAAGGCCAAAAACCACGGGGCGCCCUAUGGGACUUGUUAUGCCACCGCGGCUGCUCCGACGGCAUCAGAGUUAGAAGCAAAUGCUGCCUAUGAUGUAUUCUUCUGGAACAAUCUGGGGGGUCAGUCCGGGGUAGGAACUGGGCCUAUCCGAAAUCCGAAAACAGGCGUAGCUGGCUACGAGGAUAGACACGGAGUUUACCACGAUGGUGAAAACCCAGACAAGUCUCCUUGA